Molecule: messenger RNA, 1110 nt
Organism: Nestor notabilis (Kea)
Lineage: Eukaryota; Metazoa; Chordata; Aves; Psittaciformes; Psittacidae
Gene: HORMAD1
Product: HORMA domain containing 1
Exons: 13
Coding region: 1-1110 (369 amino acids)
Source: RefSeq, a predicted model, not a curated record
AUGGCAACUGCUCAGAAGCAAAGGAGCUGCGCGAGUGCGGUUGUAUUCCCUACCAAAAUAUCCACUGAGCAGCAGUCCCUGAUGCUGGUGAAGAGGCUCCUGGCGGUAGCAGUGUCCUGCAUUACAUACCUGAGAGGAAUCUUUCCUGAAAGUGCCUAUAGAACAAGAUACAUGGAUGAUGUCUGUGUCAAAAUCCUGAGGGAAGACAAGAACUGUCCUGGCUCCACGCAGCUGGUGAAAUGGAUGUUAGGAUGCUACGAUGCCUUGCAGAAGAAAUACCUCAGAAUGAUUGUCCUGGCAGUCUAUACCCAUCCAGAAGAUCCUCAGACAAUCACAGAGUGUUACCACUUCAAGUUCAAGUACACCCACAAGGGGCCCCUCCUGGACUUCAGCAGUAAGGACAUAAGGAAUAACUCCACCAUCACCUGUGCAGACACCAAGAAAGCCAGCAUCCUCCUCAUCCGCAAGAUCUACGUUCUGAUGCAGAACCUGAGCCCCUUACCAAAUGAUGUUUGCCUGACCAUGAAGCUGUUCUACUACGAUGAAGUUACACCAUCUGAUUACCAACCCCCUGGGUUUAAGGAGGGUGAAUGCGAGGGGAUGAUAUUUGAAGGGGAGCCCAUGUAUCUGAACGUGGGUGAAGUGCCAACACCUUUUCACAUGCUGAAAGUUAAAGUGACGACUGAAAAACAACGGAUGGAAAAUGUUGAUAAAAGCAUCCUGAAGAGUGGGGAGACAAACGUGCCUCUCCAGGUGAUCCGAGUGGACAGGGAUGAUCCAGAAGAGGAGAACCACGACAUGAAUGAAAAUCCCAGCCUGGCUGACAAAGGGGAAGACAGGAAUAAUGUGAAGAUUUCAGAAGCUCAAGAACGACACUUAACUGGUGAGGAAGAUGGAGUUACAAAGGCUGGAGGGAACCAGAAUCUGUGUGUUUCUAAUCCUCAGGUGGAUCAUUUGGCAAGUAAAACAUCUCAACUUAAUGUGUCAGAGAGCAGGACAAGGAGUGGGAAGAUAUUCCAGACCAGCACUGUUCAUCACUUUGAGCUCUCGUCCAGUCAAGAUGUGCUGCCAAAAAGGAGGAAGAUCAGUGAACCCAAGGAGCGGUUCUAG